AUGGUUCUUCGUUAUAAAUACGACUCACGUAUUGAAGUUCCUAUUACGAAUACAAAUUACGACGUACGGAUGGGGAGAUUGAAAAGAAAGAAGAAUUUAGCAACGAUGACAUUAGAAAAGAAUAAAAAUCAAUUGGAAGUUCCAAUUAUUCCAUUCAAAAAUUUGCCAAAAGAAUUUCUUUUAAUGCGUGUUAAGAAUGGUACAAAAAUUAGAAAUGUUUUGGGAUAUGCAAUAAAAGAAUUUACGAAUCAUGAAUGUAUCGUUUGGACUGGUGUUGGACAAGCUGUCGGUAAAGUUAUUUCCUGUAGUGAACUUUUUAAAACUAUAUAUAAAGGAUUACAUCAAGUUACAAAAUUACGUUACGUUGUUUAUCAGGCUCCAGAUGACCCUGGACAAUUCAAUAUUCAAAACGAUACUAAUCAAACGGAAUUAAAAAAGUUUGCUGCUAUGGGAUUAAUGGGACGGAAAAGAUUAAAAAAGGAUCAAUUAACGUCAGCACAUCCAAAGAGAAAUAAAAAAAGAUUUGGUCACAUGUAA
Vespa velutina is the source of this 537-nucleotide messenger RNA. It is a transcript of the gene Rpp25, whose product is annotated as ribonuclease P protein subunit p25. The transcript is spliced from 7 exons. Gene Ontology annotation, cellular component: ribonuclease MRP complex. Gene Ontology annotation, biological process: tRNA 5'-leader removal. Gene Ontology annotation, molecular function: RNA binding. Bases 1 to 537 code for a protein of 178 amino acids. The record is from RefSeq and is a predicted model, not a curated record. NCBI's taxonomy places the organism in Eukaryota, Metazoa, Arthropoda, Insecta, Hymenoptera, Vespidae.